Ectocarpus sp. CCAP 1310/34 is the source of this 648-nucleotide messenger RNA. The record is from the annotation of a GenBank genome assembly. Lineage: Eukaryota; Phaeophyceae; Ectocarpales; Ectocarpaceae.
AUGUGGUUGGCCACUCAAACGCGGCCGGACAUUGCGAACGCAGUUCGAGCAGAAGUGCGGUAUUGCGCGUCUCGCAAGAUGGUGCACUGGAAGGCAGCACUCGGUAUUUUAGAGUACGUACGCAGGACGAGUUGGAUGGGGAUUACAUUUGAGAGGGGCGUCGUGACAGGUAUGAGCAUGCAGGUGUUUGUGGAUGCCGACUAUGCAAGCAAGGCGGCAGACCGGAGGUCGGUAUCAGGGGGGCUAGUGAUGUGUGGGGGCGUGUGUGUGACUUGGUUUUCACGAACGCAGAAAUGCGUCACCCUUUCCACCACGGAAGCAGAGUAUGUGGCAAUUGCCGACGUCUUGAAGGAAGUGUUGUUCUUGAGGCAGGUGUGGCAUUUGAUGUUGCAAGAUGCGAGUAUGCCGUGCAUCCCGGUGUUCCAGGAUAAUCAGGGAGCGAUUCAGAUUGCGCACAACCCGAUCACGAACUCCAACUCGAAGCACAUCGAUGUACGGCAUCACUUUAUCAGGGAGCUGGUAGAGAGGAAAGUUAUUUCAAUUACUCAUCAUGUGCCGACGCAAUUUCAGCAUGCAGAUUUCUUGACGAAGGCUAUUAGCAAGGAGUCUUUUGCGUUGCACCGUGACUUUGUGAUGAACUUGCAGUGA